Messenger RNA from Tarenaya hassleriana, 1639 nucleotides. RefSeq names its product UPF0481 protein At3g47200. The transcript has a single exon. The coding region runs from base 84 to 1406 and encodes 440 amino acids. The record is from RefSeq and is a predicted model, not a curated record. NCBI's taxonomy places the organism in Eukaryota, Viridiplantae, Streptophyta, Magnoliopsida, Brassicales, Cleomaceae.
UUAAGUGGCUUAAAUCUUCUGUGGAAAAACGAACAAGGGAAAGAUAAGAACUUGUAAGAACUCAGACACAAAAAAAAAAACAAAUGGAUCCUCAGUCCCAAACAAAUAUCCGACGCAGAACUCAGUUACUGUCCGAACGUGUAACUCCAAAGCUUCUGAGAAAAUCAGCGGCUUCGAAAUCAUGCUGCAUAUUCAGGGUCCCUCAAAGCUACACACAGCUCAACCCCAAAGCCUAUGAACCCAAGGUCGUUUCCAUAGGACCUUACCAUCGCGGCAAAGGUCAUCUCCAGAUGAUUCAAGAACACAAACACCGGUUUCUCGAGGUCUUUGCAUCCACAGCUCAAGAAUCUUGGGGUGUAACUCUGCAAGAUCUGAUCGAUUCGGUCUCGGAUCUCGAAGAAGAUAUAAGGGAUUCUUAUUCAGAGGAUCUUUCGGGUUUCAACAGGGAGAAUCUGAUCGAUUUGAUGGUCCUCGACGGUUGCUUCAUCCUCACGUUAUUCCUCGUCGUGGCUAGAAUACUGGAUAAGCUCGAGUUCGACGACGAUCCGAUCUUCAAAACUCCAUGGAUUAGGGUUUCCAUUCAAAACGACCUUCUCCUCGUCGAAAACCAGAUCCCUUUCUUCGUCCUCCAGACCCUCUCCGCCACAUCGAAGCUAGUCACCUCGGAGGGUUUAACCGAGAUCGCGUUCGUAUUCUUCAAGUACGCGAUAUACGAGCUCUUAGAAUUCUGGCCAAAUCACCAAACCCUCAAGCCAAAACAUCUUCUUGAUCUGAUUCGUCUAAGUUUCAUCCCGAUCCCGACUCAAGCACCGACCUCUAGGCGCACCCGUCCUAUCAUCGCAUCUGUCUUAUCGGCGAAACAGCUACAACGACCAGGAAUGGACAUCAAACGAAGGUUAAACCCGAACGGUCUAUUGGACAUAAGACUCGAAGACGGUGUUCUUCAGAUACCGAGAAUAGCAGCGAACGAUUUCUUCAUCUCGAUCUUGCUAAACUUUGUCGUCUUCGAGCAGGUCUAUGCGCAUACUUCCGAGCAUAUCACGAGCUACGUUAUAUUCCUGAGAAGCCUGAUAAUCGAGGAGGACGAUGAGACGUUACUAAAGCAGAGAUUUAUACUGUCGAACUAUCUAAUAACGGGGGAUGGGAUCUCGCGGUUCAUGAAGAGUAUCAGCCAAGACAUUAGGCUCAACAUAGAGGAAUGCUACUUGUUCACAGUGUUUGAAGAAGUUACGAAGUAUACCUUCUUUCAGCGGAGAGCGAAAUGGGCGAAAUUCAAGCAUGAUUACCUUCAGGGCCCGUGGUUUUCGCUGUCGGUCAUCCUUCUGGUGCUUACGACGGUCCAAACCGUAUUUACGGUGCUGGCUUUCUUCAUUGAUGGUAAAAAGGCUAACAAGGGCCAAGUGUGAACACACCUAAUCUGUUUCAGCGUGUUUUUACAUCUUAAAAUAACAUUACAUCUCUUGGACUUGUGUGGGCUCUUCUGUAUGUUCUUGUUAUGUGUAAGGGUGGAACAAAGAGUCAAAAGACAUACCUCCACUAAGUGAGGAACAUAGAUUCUUGGAAGAAUUAUGCUUCAUUCUGUUCAGAGAGAGAUAGACUGUACAUGUAAAAGGGUAGAUAAAUUACUCAUCUUUCUGAA